Dermacentor albipictus is the source of this 1387-nucleotide messenger RNA. Its product is annotated as sulfotransferase ssu-1-like. Gene Ontology annotation, cellular component: cytoplasm. The record is from RefSeq and is a predicted model, not a curated record. Lineage: Eukaryota; Metazoa; Arthropoda; Arachnida; Ixodida; Ixodidae. Gene Ontology annotation, biological process: sulfation. Gene Ontology annotation, molecular function: sulfotransferase activity.
UUCGUUGAGCACCGCUCAUAACAAGCAGGGUCAUCACCGAGGCUUCUAUGUUGGCAGCGACGGCGCAGCAAGCUUCACCUAACGUAUUUUCUCUGAAUGUGUGGUUAUCUUUGCCAGCUGCCUAUCAAUCGUCGCACGUGGAAAUCAAGCACUCGUUUCCGUUGACGACAGCAUCCUGUAAGCACAACAGGUGUCGUCGGCUUCGUUGAGCAUCGCUCAUAAUAAGCCGGGCCAUCACCGAGGCUUCAACGUUGGCAGCGACGGCGCAGCAAGCUUCGCUUAACGUAUUUUCUCUGAACGUGCAGUCACGUCAUACAGAAGAAACCCUAAAGAGGCUAUGGAUCCAGACGCCUACAGGGACAUCGAAGGACUGCGUAUGCUAAAGUUCUUCGACGAGACCAAUGUCCGCUUUGCUAUGGGCUACGAACCAGAGGACGAUGACGUCAUCAUUGUCAGUUAUCCCAAGUGCGGUACAACGUGGACACAAUACAUCGUGUCGAACCUCUUCACCCACGGGAACCCUCCCAAGACGACAGUGGACUUCAUGCUGUCCUCGCCUAUCAUAGAACUCACAGGUGUCGACGCCGUGCGCAAGAUGCCACGCCCGGGGGCCCUGAUGACGCACCUGCCUUACGACAAGUGCAAGCAUUCUUCGAGGGCCAAGUACAUCUACGUGACGAGAAACCCGUAUGAUUGCUGCGUAUCGUACUAUCACUUUAGCAAAUAUUUCACAUCGACUAAGUGUGAAGACGUGUCUUUCGACAAGUUUCUUUCUCUCUUCUUAUCUGGAAACUUGCUCUACGGUGAGUACUUUGAUCACCUCCUCUCGUGGUACCCACAUCGAGACGACCCUAACGUACUCUUUUUGACUUACGAGAAACUUCAAGAGAACAUGGCUUACUGGGUGCUACGCAUUGCCGACUUCUUGGGUGAACAAUAUGGCAGCGCCUUCCGGAAUGACGAAUCAUUGCUGCAGAAGGUGCUCGACUCAUGUACUGUGCACAACAUGAAAACGGUAUUUACCGACCCUACGAAGAUGUGGAUCCGGAAAGCGUUAAAUUUGCCGCCAGAAAGGCGCCUAGCUUCCCUAGAAGCCUACAGACACAGCGUGGCUCACCAGGAAGAAACACAUCGUGGAGGCGGCCUGGUUCGUAAAGGUGUCGUGGGAGACUGGAAGAACCAUUUUUCUUUGGAGCAGAUCGAACGAAUGAAGCACAGGAUAGCAGAGAAAACAGCCGUGGCACCGCAUGUCAUGAAUCUUUGGGAAGGUCUGCAGCUUCCAGUGUGAAGUACAAACACCGCCCUUGCGAGCAUUUCUGGUGCAGUUCCAGCAUCUAAUGAAGCCCAUCAUGAGACGAUGAAUAAAAUUGCUUGUCGCUCUUAUUGA